AUGUUUUUUCCAAAAUAAAUACUUCUCUCUCACACAGGUUAUAUGAAUGACCUGUAAUUCACAAACACGUGCUGCUCACCUUGAAUACACACGCGCACAAAACCAAUGUUAUUCUAUCAUUAAUAAUUACAUCAUCCAAUUCAUUCAAGAUUCUCAAUCGAUAUUUUUUUUGGUUAUUGAAAGUUUUCGUCAUCCGAUCCAGAUUCAAAAAAAUGGAAACAUUUUUCGAUAGUGAAGAAGCACGUAGAAUGGGUUAUAAAGUUGUAAAAAUUUGGGCAGACGAUGAAAAUCAAUUUACUUUAACUGAAAAAAUUAUUGAUGGAAUAGAUAUUGCAUUCAAAUUCAACAUGACUCCAACCGAAACUCCAGAAUCAUUGAUCUGGAAUGUAAAAAUUCCACGUGUUAUGUUCAAUUUGGUUCCUAAUAAGAUCGAAUUGAAUCCAACUGAUGUACCAUAUCUAUAUAAAGUACCAGAAUCGCUUGUUGAACAAUACAGUCGAUUUAUUGUUAUUGAAGAGAAUGUUGAUUAUUAUUUCGAUAAAGGACGUGGAUUACUUUCAAAAACCAAUGAUGAUAAUCCCGAUAAUGAUCUUGAAUUUGGAUUAAAAUAUUACUUUUUUAAUCGUAUUUAUCGAUAUUUGCUUGGUCGAAAACAUGCUAAUAUUACUGAUCCUGUUGUUGAAAGAAGUUUCGGUCACUUGAUUUCAGGUGAGAAUAUGUUGAAACAAGCAAAAAAACUUGUUAAAAAUGGUUUAAUUAAUAAUCAAACUGCCUGGUCAAUGAUGGUAAAUGGUGAAACAUCAUUAACUAUUGGUAAUAUUAUGUUGGAUGAAAAAUUACAUGAACUAGAAUUUAGUGAAGAAUCGUAUGCAGAGUUUUAUGAAAAUGAUGAUGACGACAAUGAUGAUGAUAACAAUACUGAUGACAUCAAUAAACAACCGAUGAAGCCACAAUUUACAGUUGAAAUUUUCUAUUUCAAUUUGAUUGAAAUUAUUAAUUCAUUUUAAACACACAGACACCAUACUGAUCUAUUUUAUACUUUCUUUCAUUUUUUUACAACAAUUAAUACUUAUUCUGGUCAAC
Dermatophagoides pteronyssinus (European house dust mite) is the source of this 1083-nucleotide messenger RNA. RefSeq lists its product as uncharacterized. The record is from RefSeq and is a predicted model, not a curated record. NCBI's taxonomy places the organism in Eukaryota, Metazoa, Arthropoda, Arachnida, Sarcoptiformes, Pyroglyphidae.